Molecule: messenger RNA, 332 nt
Organism: Laetiporus sulphureus 93-53
Lineage: Eukaryota; Fungi; Basidiomycota; Agaricomycetes; Polyporales; Laetiporaceae
Exons: 1
Coding region: 98-331 (77 amino acids)
Source: RefSeq, a predicted model, not a curated record
CCGUCGCGGGCACUACAGACCAUCAGGGAAAACAAACGGACCGCGAGAGUGGUAGCAGUAGCAGCGGGAUAUACGAGGACUGGACACAACGUGGAAAAUGCAACCAUACAAGUACAGCCGGAUUGUGGGAACACCAGAGUCCGCCAAUGAGACAGGGGAGGACGACCCGGACGAAGACGACGCACGCUACCAGAAACGAGGGGCAAGAGUAAAGAUCGAAGUGGAUGAGUGGGUCAAGAAGAGCGAUAAUACACAGGACGAGAACGAUCAUCGAUGGAAAAGAGAACAAGGACAAGCAUGGAAAAGGAAAGCAUCUUGGAUGCGGGAUUGAG